UUCAAUCUGGGUAGUUUAGGUUUUCAGUAUUAUUGAAAUGGUGAAGGUUUUGAUAUUACAUCUGGUUGUGUGCCUCAUCAUUUUUUCUCACCAGUUUCAGUCUACUGUUGGAAGAGUGCCACCCAUGGUUAGACUAGAUGACAGAGAAAUAAAGAAGGAUACGUGUGUUUCUUCAUCAGUAGAGGCUAAGGCAAGGAUGCUUCAGGUCGCUGGUUCGAGUCUCCCAGAUUGCUCCCAUGCUUGUGAGGGAUGUUCUCCUUGCAUAAGGGUCAUAGUGGCCUCCUCCAAAUGCUCCAUCAUUGUAGAAAGGGCAGAAGCCUGUCCUGUUGCUUAUCGGUGUAUGUGCAAAGGAAAAUCCUACCCUGUUCCUGAAAACUGAUCAUCUUUCCAUUCCAUUCCAUUCUAUAGUGUAUUCUCUUUCUUGUAGCGGGAAACACACAAGAUAGUUUUGUACAAUUGGGCCCGUGGCUUAUGGGGGUUUGUAUUCUAGUUUUCUAGUUUAGGGGAGAGGAUCUAGAGGAUCUAUUAGUCAAAUAUUUUUAAUGAGUUGAGAUAAUAUUGGUUAAUUUAA
Molecule: messenger RNA, 571 nt
Organism: Cryptomeria japonica (Japanese cedar)
Lineage: Eukaryota; Viridiplantae; Streptophyta; Pinopsida; Cupressales; Cupressaceae
Product: protein EPIDERMAL PATTERNING FACTOR 2
Exons: 3
Coding region: 38-379 (113 amino acids)
Biological process (GO): stomatal complex development; guard cell differentiation
Source: RefSeq, a predicted model, not a curated record